Messenger RNA from Prorocentrum cordatum, 5899 nucleotides. The record is from the annotation of a GenBank genome assembly. Lineage: Eukaryota; Dinophyceae; Prorocentrales; Prorocentraceae.
AUGUGCCGCCUGGGCUGUACCUGGGCGGGUCUGAUCCAGUUGUGCGAGUGCCAGAGCUCGGAGUGCGAGGCAGAGUUGGAGGUUACCCCGAGCCAGGCGGAGAUCGGUAGUCGGUGCGUGCGGUACGCCCCCAUUCGGGACCUGGACGUGUACCCUCAUAUCUUGUCGGAGGGCCUCCUCGCGAGGGGCGUGGCGCUGAAAAACGACGGGUCUUUGAUGACGGAGAUGACGUUCGGGCGCCCAUGGAGGGCUCCGAGUGCCGCAUACGGCGUCGAUGGUGAGCUGACCGUGGUCGAGGUGUGUGAGGCGCUGGAGGGGAAGGCCCCGUGGAGGUCAUCCCCAGCAGCAGGGGCGGGCACCAGCCCGGCCGAGGACCUCUAUCCAGGCACGUCGGAGGGAUCGGGCCCACUGCCCGCGAGCGACGGGCUCAGCUGGUACGUGCUGGCAGCGGAGGACCCAUCGGAGCUCAGGCAGGCCGCGCACCACCUGGACAUCGACGGAUAUCUGGUCGUGGGGAGGGUUGGCGUCGCCAUGCAGGAUGCCGACGCCGUGCCGGUGAAGGCGGUGGUCCCCUCGGUGCCCGGCCCAGGCUCGGAGACAGACGCGCGGGUGCUGGGCAUCAAGACGACGCCCGACGGCAGCUGCCGUCGUCCCUUCACUGAGGCCGCGUGCCUGGUAAAGACCACGGAGUGGGCUGAGUGGCCUACCUGGGAGCACGAGUGUAGCCGGGAGGCCACGAUCGAGGGUGUCGGCGGCAGCGACCUCACCAUGCGCAUGGCGGAGCUGGGCCUCAGCUUCGGUCAGUCGAUCCUCGGCGGGGUCGCCUCAAUCGAGUUCUUGAUGCGGAAGGCCGAGACGGCCGAUGGGCGGCAUCGUGAUCGCCUCGCUGCCGUCCAGGGCGGUGUCCCGACGGAGGGGAGCUGCCUCUACCUCGGCGCGGGCCCGUCGCGAGGGUUGGUGACGGUCGUGCCGACACAGGUCGAUCACAUCAACCCCGGGGCGCACCAAGAGGCCCAGAUCCUCAAGGAGCGCCGGCAGGCGAAGGAGGAGAGGAUCCAGCAGCAGGCGAUCGAGCUCAGGAGGUACCAGGAGAAGGGCACAGGGAAGGACCACCCCGCUGGGCUGUCGAGAUCGGUGCGAUCACGAGUACGACGUCGCAUGCACGUGGCGAACUGGAUCGCCGACGCGGCCGAGAGCUUGAACGCUUUGCAUGGCCAUGGCGGCGCCCGAGAUCAUUUUUCAGCUUCAGCGGGGCAGCAUCGCAGCCUGGAGUUCAUGCAGUCCAUCAUCGAGCAGGCGGGCCCGCCUCCCUGCUCUCCCGCGGCAGCCCACGUGGAGCUGCGCGGUCACCAGCCGGGCUAUGUCACCCAGCCCGAGCAACCAGCCCAGUACCAGAGGGAGAUCCUCUCCCUGCCGGGGCCAGGCGCGCGCUGCGAUCCCAGCGACGUCUUGCGCGGCCUCGAGCACGAUCAGUGGGUACAUUGGGAGAGACAUGUGUUGCGCCGAACGCCUGCACCAGAUAAAGAGAUCAAGCUUCACAACGAUCGCAUUCUCAUGGCGGAUAGGCGGCGCUAUGCGCAGUUCAUCCUGGACCUGCACACCUCCGGCCUCGUCAGAGUCGGGGCCAAGCGCAGCGCCACGGUGGGCGUGUUCUGCGCGUGGAAGAGUGGGCGAGAACGUCUUCGGCUCAUCUUCGAUACACGACGUGUCAAUGCACGAUUUCAUGACCCUGAUCAUACCCAGUUACCCGGUGCUGCCGCGUGGGCGGCGCUGCGUACAGAUAGUUUUUCCCCUCUGAGUAUGGCUCAGGCUGACGUGGACAACGCCUUCUACAGGGUGAAGUUGCCUGACAAGAUGGAUGAGCAUUUCUCGUUGCCGAGCGUUCACGCGGGUUCGCUCCACCAACUGGCCGAGGCGGCCGGGGUUGACAUCGACCUGCCCGACGCCCGUUUCGGAUCGCCCCUCUUGCAGGUGCUGUCAAUGGGGUGGUCGUGGAGCCUCUACUUCUGCCAGAGGCUGCUGGAGACCACUCCUGGCGUGUACGUCGAUAACGUGUGCAUCGUCGGCGGCGACGGUGACCGCUGCGUUGCCGACUGCACGGAAGUCGUCGGCAAGCUGGAGCGGGUCGGCCUGAAGUGCAAGGGUGUCAUGGAGCCCAAGGACCUUCAGACCUUCACAGGCAUCACCUUCGAGAGGCGCAGUGGCCCGGUCGGGAUCAGCCCUGGUAGGAUGUGGAAAGUUCGACUCGCACUGCUGUUCGUUGCGGACCGCCGCUCGGCGACGGGGGGCGAGAUUCUCAGCUUGCUUGGGCACUUCACUUGGGCCGCUCUUCUGAGGCGGUCACUCCUCAGCAUUUUUCAACAGACCUACGUCUUCGCCCGUGUCGCUGGUCGCCGCCGCCUGCGGCUGUGGAGCCGUGUGGAGCUCGAGCUGCGGCAGGCGGCCGCCCUGCUGGUCUUCGCCUUCUCCGACUCGAAGAGGCCCAACAGCACUUUCGUCUACGCCUCUGACGCCUCCAGGGGACAGUCUGGCUCAGGAGGUGGCUAUGGCGUGGCGGGACGAACCUGGGCCAACGAGCUCGUGGAGAGCACCGCCGCGUCAGCUGAGGCUUGGCGAUACUCUGUGCUGGGCGCCAUCGGGGCCCGCGAGUGCGCCCUCGGCUUUGACCCGGUCGAAGGGACCAAGGUCGGACGCCGCCAGGCCCGCGCUGGCUCCGCCAGCUUCGAGGGGGUUGCGAGGUCCGCAAUCGGCGAGUUCAACGACUGGGGCGUUCUCUUCCACGGCGAGUUCCAGCGAGACGAGGACAUCACUGCGCUCGAGGGGCGAGCGGCUGCGAUGGCCGCACGGCACGCAGAGCGAGGGCGCAGCGGGCACAGUCAUCGGCACCUCAUCUUUGUCGACAACCUCGGGCUCGCACUCGCGGUUGGAAAAGGGCGCUCUCCUUCAAUCGCCGACGGGCGGCAUCGUGAUCGCCUCGUUGCCGUCCAGGGCGGUGUCCCGACGGAGGGGAGCUGCCUCUACCUCGGCGCGGGCCCGUCGCGAGGGUUGGUGACGGUCGUGCCGACACAGGUCGAUCACAUCAACCCCGGGGCGCACCACGAGGCCCAGAUCCUCAAGGAGCGCCGGCAGGCGAAGGAGGAGAGGGUGCCCUCGCGAGGUGGCGGCGGCGGCGGCGGCUCUGUCGGGGGCGAGGCGGAGCUGCUGAAGAAGAUCCAGCAGCAGGCGAUCGAGCUCAGGAGGUACCAGGAGAAGGGCACAGGGAAGGACCAGUCGGCCGGCCACAGCCUGGAAUUCAUGCAGUCCAUCAUCGAGCAGGCGGGCCCGCCUCCCUGCUUUCCCGCGGCAGCCCACGUGGAGCUGCGCGGUCACCAGCCGGGCUAUGUCACCCAGCCCGAGCAACCAGCCCAGUACCAGAGGGAGAUCUUCUCCCUGCCGGGGCCAGGCGCGCGCUGCGAUCCCAGCGACGUCUUGCGCGGCCUCGAGCACGAUCAGUGGGUACAUUGGGAGAGACAUUUGUUGCGCCGAACGCCUGCACCAGAUAAAGAGAUCAAGCUUCACAACGAUCGCAUGCUCAUGGCGGAUAGGCGGCGCUAUGCGCAGUUCAUCCUGGACCUGCACACUUCCGGCCUCGUCAGAGUCGGGGCCAAGCGCAGCGCCACGGCUGACGUGGACAACGCCUUCUACAGGGUGAAGUCGCCUGACAAGAUGGAUGAGCAUUUCUCGUUGCCGAGCGUUCACGUGGGUUCGCUCCAACAACUGGCCGAGGCGGCCGGGGUUGACAUCGACCUCCUCUACUUCUGCCAGAGGCUGCUGGGGACCACCGUGUUGCGGUCGGGGAUCGGCACCGGGCCGCUCAUCAAGGACCGCCACGCCCCCCUGCAGGCCCGCACCUCCUCGACCCAGCCUGGCGUGUACGUCGAUAACGUGUGCAUCGUCGGCGGCGACGGUGACCGCUGCGUUGCCGACUGCACGGAAGUCGUCGGCGAGCUGGAGCGGGUCGGCCUGAAGUGCAAGGGUGUCAUGGAGCCCAAGGACCUUCAGACCUUCACAGGCAUCACCUUCGAGAGGCGCAGUGGCCCGGUCGGGAUCAGCCCUGGUAGGAUGUGGAAAGUCCGACUCGCACUGCUGUUCGUUGCAGACCGCCGCUCGGCGACGGGGGGCGAGAUUCUCAGCUUGCUUGGGCACUUCACUUGGGCCGCUCUUCUGAGGCGGUCACUCCUCAGCAUUUUUCAACAGACCUACGUCUUCGCCCGUGUCGCUGGUCGCCGCCGCCUGCGGCUGUGGAGCCGUGUGGAGCUCGAGCUGCGGCAGGCGGCCGCCCUGCUGGUCUUCGCCUUCUCCGACUCGAAGAGGCCCAACAGCACUUUCGUCUACGCCUCUGACGCCUCCAGGGGACAGUCUGGCUCAGGAGGUGGCUGUGGCGUGGCGGGACGAACCUGGGCCAACGAGCUCGUGGAGAGCACCGCCGCGUCAGCUGAGGCUUGGCGAUACUCUGUGCUGGACGCCAUCGGGGCCCGCGAGUGCGCCCUCGGAUUGACCCGGUCGAAGGAGCCAAGGUCGGACGCCGCCAAGCCCGCGCUGGCUCCACCAGCUUCGAGGGGGUUGCGAGGCUCGGAGCCCGGCGACCCCAGCGGGCCUGGCGCGGCCGGGCUCGGGGACGCGCUCCACGACGACCCCUACCCGCUGGGUGGGCUCGCGGGGCUCCUGGGCGGGUCGGGCGCCGGCGGCGCGAACGCCGACAGCUCCUCAUCCUCGAGCUCGGACGGCGACUGCGACCAGCCGUGCGAGACCGACCCCAGCGAGGGCCGAGGCCCCCCGCCCAGCCCGGGCGAGAGUCUGCCGCUCAGCCCGCCUAUAGGCGCAGACGAGCGAGCCUGGGCCGAGGGGCUCACGGUGCUGCAGGAUUGGAAGGUCAGCAAGGCGUCCCGCGUGUACGUCGUGACAGAGUACCUGGACUUCGUGAUUCGGGUCCACUCGAGGGGGCCGUCGAUCCUCGGGCUGCCGUCGAUCGACUCGACCUCCUCCCAGCACCUCGGUUUCCUGUUCUGGAAGGGCCACCCUCGCCCCAUCGGGAACAAGGCCUUCGCGGUGCUGCCGGCACAGAGGCCCACGCGGGACCCCAUGGCGAGGGAGCUGCCGGUCGCUGCCGUGGGCGUCGCUCUGCACCGGGACUGGCGCGGCCUCACCAUCGCCCUAGCCCUCGGCUGGGGCACGAUGGUUCGGCUACCCAGCGAACUUGUGCAGAAGACGCCCGCGACGCUGGUGGCGCCUGCGCCUCGAUUUGGCCGAGCUAUGUGGUGCCCCCUGCCUUUCCCGGAGGAUCCCAGCCAGGUCGGCCGGAGCCUCGACGCCAAGUUCAGGACGGUGUUCGACCAGCUGGGCAACCGAGACUGCCACCCGUACCUAAAGUGCCACGGCGGAGCCCCUCUCGGAGCUGCAGUGCUAGGCAAGGAGCUCGCGGAUACCCAGGCCAAGCUGAGGCCCCAGUCGGACAACCCGACGAUAGGGUACGCCCAGCACGUCAGGGACCUCGCGGAGGCCCCGAGGCCCGGCCCCGAGGUGGCGGUGUUCGAGCAGGACGCCGACGCCCGUCUGGGCGACCUGCCGCGGGGGCGCAGCUGGCGCGGCGGCGACACAGGCGGCGCUGCCGUGGUUUUGACAGACGCGGCGGUGCGCCGGCACUGGCGAGCCGCGCUGCGGGCCGCCCUCUCGGGCUCGCGCAAGCACCAGGUGUACCUGGACCUGUUCAGUUGCACUGGCAGAGUCGCAAGCUGGCUCGAGAGGAAGUCCGACUACGCUGUCCUGCGGAUCGACGUGGCGGCCCACCCCGCGUUCGACUUGUUACGACGCGUGCGCGGGGCCGUCGUGAUAGGCUGGCUGAGGGCUCGCGUGGUGCGAG